CAUGCAUGCCCAACUUGACUCCUCCUUUUUAUACGUAGACUUCCAAUUAGAUUUCUCAUCAACCAAAAAACCAAGAACACCAAAGUGUGCAACAUACCAAAAAAAAAAAUAUAUAGAAAAAGAAAACCCUCCAUUAUUUUCCUUUCUUCACUACUCUCUUGUCAUGGAUCUCAUUUCAAUUUUGCUUUAUGGUCUUCCUUUGUUUUUCCCACUCUAUUUGAUAUGGAAGAUUAUAGAUCGAAAGAGACACCAAUAUUGUUACGUUUUGGACUAUGAAUGUCACAAGCCAACCGAUGAUCGAAAGCUUAGCACAAGAUUUUCAGGAGAGGUAAUUAGGCGGAACAAACACCUUGGCCUAAAUGAAUACAAGUUUCUCUUGAAAGCUAUCGUUAGUUCGGGCAUCGGAGAACAAACGUAUGCACCACGAAUGGUGUUUCAUGGACGUGAAGCCUGUCCUACGUACGAAGAUGGGAUUGAGGAGAUGGAUGAAUUUUUCCAUGAUACUAUUGACAAGAUCUUGAAGAGGAACAAAAUUUCUCCUAGUGAAAUCGAUGUCCUCGUGGUGAAUAUAUCGAUGUUAGCUUGUGUUCCAUCAUUGUCUUCUCGACUAAUCAAUUACUACAAGAUGAGGGAAGACAUCAAGGUGUACAACAUCACCGGGAUGGGGUGUAGUGCUAGCGUCAUUUCGAUAAAUAUCCUUCAAAAUAUUUUCAAGAAUGAGAAGAACAAGGUUGCACUUAUGGUAACAUCCGAGUCCUUGAGUCCAAAUUGGUACAUUGGGAAUGAUAGAUCUAUGAUUCUUGCUAAUUGUUUGUUUAGGUCAGGGGGUUGUGCAGUUUUGUUGACAAACAAAUUGGCUUGGAAAGACAAAGCCAUGUUAAAGUUGAAGCAACUAGUUAGGGUACACCAUGGUGCCAAUGAUGAAGCCUAUGAUAGUUGUGUACAAAAGGAGGAUGAUCAAGGUAACAUAGGGUUCCACCUUGAUAAAACACUACCAAAGGCCGCAACACGUGCACUAGUCGAUAAUUUGAAACAAAUUGCACCUUUGAUCCUUCCGGUAAGGGAAUUACUUCGAUUUGCAAUCGCGUCAUUUGUGAAAAAAAUGAAUUGGGGCUCAACAAAAGGAGAACCUAAGCCAGUGAUCAAUUUCAAAACAGGUGUGGAUCAUAUUUGUUUGCAUACUGGCGGAAAAGCAGUAAUUGAUGGAGUUGGUGCAAGUUUGAACUUGAGUGAGUAUGAUUUAGAGCCAGCAAGAAUGACAUUGCAUAGAUUUGGUAACACUUCAGCAUGUAGCCUUUGGUAUGUGUUGGGGUACAUGGAGGCUAAAAAAAGGCUUAAAAGGGGUGAUAAAGUGCUAAUGAUUAGUUUUGGAGCAGGAUUUAAGUGUAAUAGUUGUUUAUGGGAAGUGUUAAGAGAUUUGGGUGAUGAAAAUGUUUGGAAAGAUUGCAUUGAUACUUAUCCACCGAAUACUUUGGUGAAUCCUUUCGUAGAGAAAUUUGGAUGGCUACAUGGUGAAGAUCCAGACACAUUUUAUGUUCCAGAUGACUAUGUUAUCCCUUGAGUUUUUCUUCUUUUUUUAAAAUCAGAACAAUAAGUUUAUCUUUUUUCUUGCUUAAAAAAGAAUAUUAUCCUUCUUUUUUUUUUUUUUCACUUACAGUAUUUUUUUUUCUAUAUUAGGUUUUCUUGGUUUGGGAUUUAAUUUAUAGAAUUCAUAGCUUUUUUUUAUCGAUUUUUUGUUUCAAAUAUAUGUAUGUAAAAGGAAAAGAAGUUCUUGUUGAUCCAUAAUUGGAUUCUUUUCCCAGUAAUUAGGCGUUUUGCCUUGUAUCAAACGAAAUUGUUCCAUGUAUGUACCAAGACUAAUCAUACUAAAUUGUUCUUAUUAUAA
Molecule: messenger RNA, 1885 nt
Organism: Capsicum annuum
Lineage: Eukaryota; Viridiplantae; Streptophyta; Magnoliopsida; Solanales; Solanaceae
Product: 3-ketoacyl-CoA synthase 3
Exons: 1
Coding region: 2-1561 (519 amino acids)
Biological process (GO): fatty acid biosynthetic process
Cellular component (GO): membrane
Molecular function (GO): acyltransferase activity, transferring groups other than amino-acyl groups
Source: RefSeq, a predicted model, not a curated record